AUGAAACAGGAAAUCGCCAACGAAUCUCACGGUUACGUCGGCGCUGAUCUAGCAUCGCUGUGUUCCGAAGCAGCUUUGCAGCAGAUUCGUGAAAAGAUGGAUUUGAUUGACUUAGAAGAGGAACAGAUCGACGCCGAGGUGCUGAAUAGCCUUGCGGUUACAAUGGACGACUUUCGCUGGGCGAUGUCUAAGACCAGCCCAUCGGCUCUACGCGAAACCGUCGUCGAAACGCCAACCAUCACUUGGGAGGAUAUCGGCGGUUUGGAAAAUGUCAAGAGAGAGCUUCAGGAAUUGGUUCAGUUUCCGGUGGAACAUCCAGAAAAGUAUUUGAAGUUCGGCAUGCAACCAUCGCGAGGUGUGCUGUUUUACGGUCCUCCGGGUUGUGGCAAGACGCUGCUUGCCAAGGCUAUUGCCAGAGAAUGCCAGGCAAAUUUUAUCAGCAUCAAGGGACCCGAGUUGUUAACGAUGUGGUUUGGCGAGUCAGAGGCGAACGUCAGGGAUGCUCGCGCCGCUGCACCGUGCGUCCUGUUCUUCGAUGAACUGGAUUCGAUAGCAAAAUCUCGCGGUGGCAGUCUCGGCGAUGCUGGUGGCGCUGCCGAUCGGGUCAUCAACCAGAUCUUGACGGAAAUGGACGGAAUGACAUCAAAGAAGAACGUAUUCAUCAUCGGUGCAACUAAUCGACCGGACAUAAUCGAUUCGGCUAUCUUGCGACCUGGCAGAUUGGAUCAGCUUAUUUACAUUCCUCUGCCGGACGAAAAGAGCCGUGUACAGAUCUUAAAGGCUGCUCUGAGGAAGACACCCAUUGCAAAGGAUGUAGAUCUUUCGUACUUGGCCAAAAUGACGCAUGGCUUCAGCGGAGCUGAUUUGACGGAAAUUUGCCAGCGCGCUUGCAAACUAGCGAUACGUGAAAACAUCGAGAAGGAAAUAUGGCACGAAAAAGAGCGCCAGCAGCGGGCUGCGAAGGGGGAGGAAUUGAUGGAAGAGGAAUGCUAUGAUCCUGUGCCGGAGAUUCGUCGGGACCAUUUCGAAGAAGCGAUGCGGUUUGCCAGACGUUCUGUUUCAGACAAUGACAUCCGCAAGUACGAAAUGUUCGCGCAGACUUUGCAACAACAGCGUGGAUUCGGGACCAAUUUCCGGUUUCCUGGAGAAGGUGACCAAUCGGGCGGAGGAUCGGGCGUCCCUGCGAACGAUGAUGAAGAUCUUUAUGGCUAG
Messenger RNA from Soboliphyme baturini, 1212 nucleotides. The record is from the annotation of a GenBank genome assembly. Lineage: Eukaryota; Metazoa; Nematoda; Enoplea; Dioctophymatida; Soboliphymatidae.